AUGGUUGCUCGAAGCGACGGCUCCGGCAGUGGCUUUAACGGCGACGACGAAGCUGGGCAUGGUAAACUCGGCUGGGCUACCGUAAUGGAAGAAGAUCGCGAAUCCCUGUACCCAGAGGGUCGUUGUACCCAAAGUAAAAAAUUGGGGGCCAAAAAACGUAAUAAUUUGGUGCUCAAGGAGAUAACCACCUCGGCUGCUACUAAAAGGCGUUACUCGAAAGUCUGGCACUAUACACCUGUUGACCGCAAUGAGAUUACUCUCAAUGCGAAGGGCAAGUCAAUAUGGCGCUGCAAAUACUGCGCAAAAGAGUAUCUAGAGUCUGGUGGAACAACUGUUAUUUCAGGUCACCUAAAGGACCGGCAUAACAUCGAUAUAUCCUCUACUCAAGAAGCCCGGACUGCAUUGAUGCAAGCCACCAUCGCCGACGCCUUUGAAAAAGCCCAGCAACUUACCAAUUACAAACGUCGCUGUCUCUCUACGGUUGCAACUCACGAUUUAGACCCCGCUGUUGUCGAACAACUAUACGACCCUACUUUGCUACCUGAAUCCAGAGAUCGACAACUGGCUGCCAAACUCCACUCCACCAUACGCACCUGGACCUUGCGGGCUUUCGAGGCUCAGAAGCAUCGAGUCAAACGCGAUAUCCAGUCAGCUCUCUCAAAAGUACACUUUACAGUUGAUCUCUGGACUUCCCCCAAUGCUCUUGCAAUUCUUGGCAUAGUUGCACACUACACAUCCGAAUCUGGCCAAUUAGAAUACUCCGUUCUGGCUUUAAGAGAACUCGAUGGGAAGCACUCGGGCCCGAAUAUGGCAGACUGCGUUAUGGAAGUUAUUGGCGACUAUGGAAUUGCCUCGAAAAGUGGGCUUUUUCAUGAUGGACAAUGCAGACAACAACAGUACAAUGAUGAAGGCUAUUUCGACGCUGGCGGCCGCAACCUCGUACGGGACAACUCUACUCGCUGGAACUCUUGGUAUGCGAUGAUCCGUGCUGCAACAAAGCUCAAGACUGCUAUCAACCUCUUUUGCCACCAAUAUCAAGAGAACAACGACGACCUGCUGUCGGAAAAGGACUGGCAAGACUUGCAAAAGCUCCGAGACGUCCUGUUGUUCUUUUAUGAUGCCACAACAGGUACAGAAGGUCGCAAUGCAACUAUUGACAGAGUGUUGCCGACAAUGGACUUCCUGCUUGAGCAGUUUGAGACUGCAAAGGAAACAUAUGCCAAUGACCCGUUUAUGAGUCCUUGUUGCAACUCUGGCUGGGCCAAGCUGGAUAAGUAUUACAGCUUGACGGACAGAUCGCCGGUCUAUAUUGCAGCACUAGUAUUAUCUCCACAGUGGAAGUGGGACUAUAUUGACAACAAUUGGCCUUCAGACUGGCGGGCACCUUGUCGGAAACAAAUGCUGGAUUUCUGGACUAAAGAAUAUAAAUCCACUGCAGUUACAGUCCCUACCCAGACGUCAGAAUCAGUUCAUGAGGUCAAGAACUCCUUCCACAAGUGGGCGCAGCAGAAGAAGGGGACUAGCCUUGAUCAGGACGAAUACACCAAGUAUCUUCUUGCUCCAUUAGUACCAGAACUCUAUGAUCUAUCCAUUAUGGCCAUAGAUGUGUUGUCCAUUCCGGCAAUGUCGGCGGAGCCAGAACGCCUAUUUUCGGGUACGAAAAUCACUAUUACGGACCGUAGGAACCGCAUGGGCAUUGAAAGCAUUGAAGCGACCGAAUGCCUCAAAUCAUGGCUUGGCAAAGGCAGCAGGGUAGCUUUUGCCGACGACGACCUUGAUCAGAGCGGAGAGAUUCCAUAG
Molecule: messenger RNA, 1800 nt
Organism: Pochonia chlamydosporia 170
Lineage: Eukaryota; Fungi; Ascomycota; Sordariomycetes; Hypocreales; Clavicipitaceae
Product: ribonuclease H-like protein
Exons: 5
Coding region: 1-1800 (599 amino acids)
Molecular function (GO): protein dimerization activity; DNA binding
Source: RefSeq, a predicted model, not a curated record